AUGUCAUCCUCAUCGUCUUCAACACCCCAACCGCCAGCACUACAAAGGUUCCAGAACUCCCGAGCCGAGUACGAAGCUUAUCUGCCCCUCACUCAAAGAGUUCAGGAAGAUUUGAGGAACGAUGCUGAAGAAUUGAGAGCUCAGGAAGGAUGGGACGAGGAAGAAUGGAAUGGAGUAGAAGAGUGGACCAAGGAUAUGGACAGUAUAUUCAGGCAUUUGAGGAGACAUCGAUUCGACGAGACGAAGACACUCACAUCCCUAUUAAGUACUUUACAGCAACGUAUCACCCUAUCUCUCCAUUCUCCUAUCCCUUCUUUCCCCCCUUAUACAGAAUCUCCAUUGUUCUUCAUACUGCCUUUACCCGAGCACACCGAUAGAUUGGGACGCCCGAUAGCGGUGUUGACGGUGAAAGAGGUUAUAAGAGAUACGAAUGGGAAAUUGGAUGAUUUGAAGAAUUAUGCGUGGUCGGCAUUGGAAGUGGCCAGAAGGACGUUGAGGGAUUAUUGGGUGAAAGGGAUUUGGACGAAGAAGCAGAAUGUACAUUUGGGGCAAGGUGGCGAGGGAUUGUGUUUGAUAGUCGAUGCCAAUGGUGCGGGUUAUAGAAAUAUGGAAGUCGAGCUCCUGCCAACGUUACUCUCAGUGGGUCACAACCAUUUCCCAGGGAUGAUCGAAAGCGUCUACGUCGUCAAUGCAGGAUGGACCCAUCGAUCGAUGUGGAACGUCAUCAAGCGUGUUUUACCCAGAUCAGCUUUGGAAAAAGUCGCAUUCUUAGAUAACAAAGAGAAUCUGGAAGCUGUAUUUGACCUCAACAAACUACCUCGAGCGUAUGGUGGUAAUCACUCGUAUUCUUUCCCGUCUCUACAUAAUCCUAUAUACUCAUAUUACACCCAUCACUCAUCAUUCGAUCAGCCCUUUCUUGCCUCCCCUUCCCGAAAUUCAUCAUACAGCUCAAUCGCCGAUAUCUAUUAUUCCGCCCCUACCACUCCAGCGAGAAGUCGACGGAAUAGCUCAGCAGUCAAUCUCGGAGGCUGGAGAUUCGGAUCUGGAUUGAGGAUGACUAAAUCUAGAGAGGCGAACUCGCCCCCUGAACCCGCUGAAGAAGAGGAGGAAGAAGAAGAUGGUGAUGUACCACAAUUGGAAGUUGAAGAACCUACUCCGACUCACGAUAUAUCGCCCGAGAUGUACAUACCAACUUUAUCUCGGCGGAGCAGUUCCAGACGAUCUACUCCGCUCAUCAAAGGGAACGAAAGUGGAAGUCGGAGUGGGAGUAAGACACCCACACUCAUCGCCAAUGGAACCGGGGUUGGACAAAGUGCGAUACAACGUAUAAAAUCAUUAUCGGAUUUUCACCUGUAUCUCUCACCGUCAAGGUUAGCCAACCUUGAUUUGUUAUCUGAUUCUGAUUCAGAAUCGGACUCAGUGACGGAAGAUCAAAUGCACGAGGAAGAAAAGCCCAGAAAAGUAUUGAGACCCGCUUUGUUCGAAGAUCUGAAUGAGAGAUCAUUGUCCGAAAGGCGAUCUCGACCCCCUCUCAGGCUUUUAGGCGUAAAGAACGAAGAGGGCUUGAAGAACGCUAGGACGUAUUCGGAUAGAUUGCAGAAACAUCAUGCCAAGGUCUUACAGUCUUAUGGAGUCAGUACGCUUAGUAAAUUGGGAGAAAGUCAUACAGCUGGAGAUGAGCAGCAAGAUAGAGAUACGAUAAACUUAGUGAAUGAUCUGGAUACAGGUCAAAUAAGUCCUUCUACUCCUGGUGCAUUAGAGCCCCCUUCUUUAGGUGAACAUUAUUCGGAAGAACCUGAAGGUCAUGGUGGCCAGGUGGUAGGUGAAUACGAUACUUCGAAUCCAUGGUUUGGCUAUCCAGCUGUCAAAGUUCCUUCUUCCUCACUUACUGGAGGUAAAUCAUAUUCUAUUCGACCUAAAUAUGCGAGGAACAGAAAGAGAGAUUUAAUCAAGACGUUGCUGUUCCUCUUCAUGUUGAGAUUGCAAUCACUCCGGUAUACCGUGGAAAGAUACUUGGGACUAGAUGUUCUGUUCGCUCCUGGGCCAAGUAAUGGACGGUAUAUGGGUGGGAUAGGACCACGAGAAGGUCUCUUAUCUACUUCAGCGACUGGUAUGGGAAAAGAGAUGGUAUUGAGGAAGGAAAAGGAUUGGUGGUGGAUGAUCAUAGGGUUCCUGCUGCUCAGAGGGAGCUGGUCGAGGUUGAUUGUCACUUCUUUGGAGACGUUCGGUAGGGGUAAGGAAAUUCUAGGCUGGUGA
Molecule: messenger RNA, 2256 nt
Organism: Kwoniella mangroviensis CBS 8507
Lineage: Eukaryota; Fungi; Basidiomycota; Tremellomycetes; Tremellales; Cryptococcaceae
Exons: 4
Coding region: 1-2256 (751 amino acids)
Source: RefSeq, a predicted model, not a curated record